AUGUCCGGCGCCGCAGCUGCCUUGCACAGCGACCAUAUUAACCUCUUGGUAUUCCGCUAUCUUCAGGAAAUAGGCUUUGAGAACGCUGCCACCGCCUUCUACACCGAUUGGCACCGCCCGCAGGAAUUCCGCGAUCCCGAGACAUACCCAUUCGCCCCGAGCGUUCAGCGCAAUGAGCUGGUCUCAGUCAUCCAGACUGGCCUGUCCUACGACGAGCUACAAGCACGCAUCCGCAAGCAGGAGAGACGAUUCAGGUGGACGGGCGCAGAUGCGCGUGACAGCAUAGAACGGCAAGAGAGGGGCGUGGAGAAUGGCGCCGCGUCGAGGCCUUCCUCAAGCAGCAGGCGCAAGGCUCGCGCCCCGGGUGCGAGACCUCUGGAUGACUUCGCGACACCAGCUCCCAAGCGUCAGCGGAGGAGCGAAGGUAGCGAAGCACGCGUGAACGGUGAUCGGGAUGCCAUGGAUGUCGACGCCACUUCUGGGGAUGCCGAGGCGGAGACAGAGGGCGACGCUGCGUCUCCCACCGUCCAGUCUGAACCAGAACCAAUGGAGGAAGUGCAACGCUACGAUAGCAUGGAUGUUGCAACUCAGACUGAAAUCAAAGCUGGCCCGAAGACGAGCACUAUCUACUGGAAAGUCGACAAGCCAGCCGCCAACAUUCUGCACAGUACAUGGAACCCAGACUCGAAUCCAAAGAACACGAGGACUCUCUUGACAGUCGGAGACUCCAUCUGUCGCUUCUACCAAGUUCCUGAUACCAUUGAUGACGCAGGACAGGUAAGUUUUCAAGAUGUCUUGGCGCGUGGCUGUGCCAGCCUCACUUGACAGAACUGACGAGCAAUUAUUUCAGAUCACACACGUGGACGAACCAGCAUUACCAGUCGGCACUACUGUAACCGCGAGUACAUGGCGGCCAGAUGGAUCGGGAGCAAGCUGUGCUUUCAAUGGAAUCCGGGAGCUCCCUGACGGAACCAACGUCGCGUCGCACAUGCUAAUAGAGCAUCAUCGGGAGAAAGGAGCGAUCUGUUUCCAGAUCGAGCCUCAGCUUUUGGAUCCUCCUGGGGUCGUACUGGGCUUGCGGUACAGUCCAAACACGGCUUACCUGCUAGUAGCGAUAACGAACGGCCAACGAGGCUUGGUGCAGAUCUGGAAGACCCCACGCGAUGGUGUCGUGCUGUCUAAGACGCAGCGAGAGCCAAUUGCCUGGAGGGUAUUCGAGAAUGUGCUUCUCGAUGUCACGUGGAUCGAGGACGACAUGUUUCUGGCUUGCGGCGCAGGCGGCCUCUCGGCAAUGUAUCAAGUUGACCAAAGUCGGCAGCGGGAGAUUGCUGCUGUGGAGCCCGGCACGGUCGCGAUGCGAGGCCUGAUCUCGCACAACUCUAGUAUCCUCCCUGACACGCGUGACUGGGACAAGGUUCGUUGGGACGGGCAACAUCAGAUUGCAGUAUUCGCUUCGAGUCUGGAAAAGAAGAUGAUUAUUUGCCCUCGAUUACGGAGCAGUGAAGGGAGUGCGCAAAGGGACCAGGAAGUUGAUCUGCCAGAAGAACCCACGGCUAUUGCGUUCAAGCCAUGGGAAAGACCAACACAUGAUGCCAUUUCUACGGCAGAUCAAGAGAGCCCGAGUCUCCUGGCAGCUGCCUUUGUCGAUGGCACCUGCGUGGUUUACAGCAUCAAUCGAUCUGCCGAUACGGGAGCCAAAUAUAGCGAGCUAAUCUCGCUGUCACUUGAUGACGGGCCAGCCCUGGCUGUGGCAUGGUCGCCAAGUGGACGAUACCUUGCCGUUGGAAACUCUGAGCUGGUGCAGAUCUGGUCAGCUGACUUACUGAGACGUCAGAAUGGCGUACGACAUGCACCUCAAGCCUCAGUCAUUUGGCGACCAGCUUCAGAAGUCAAUGGAGUCACGAAUGGACAAAGCCAGGAUGACAAAAUGCCAGAGCCGAGCCUCAGCUGGAGCGCUGAUGGUGAAAGCUUGGCGUAUGCUGUGGACAAGCAGGUAAGCUAUCGAAUGCGCUCAUUGGAUGUCCAUCCGUAGGCUAAACUUCUCACAGAUCGCCGUCAUACGCUUCAGACCAGCUCUGAAUGGCGCUGCUCAAGAAAACGAACCAAACGGCAGACUCAGCCCUUGA
Messenger RNA from Lecanosticta acicola, 2126 nucleotides. NCBI's taxonomy places the organism in Eukaryota, Fungi, Ascomycota, Dothideomycetes, Mycosphaerellales, Mycosphaerellaceae. The record is from the annotation of a GenBank genome assembly.